Messenger RNA from Entamoeba dispar SAW760, 2676 nucleotides. RefSeq names its product protein serine/threonine kinase, putative. Gene Ontology annotation, molecular function: ATP binding; protein kinase activity. The transcript is spliced from 2 exons. The record is from RefSeq and is a predicted model, not a curated record. Lineage: Eukaryota; Evosea; Mastigamoebida; Endamoebidae. Gene Ontology annotation, biological process: protein phosphorylation. Bases 1 to 2676 code for a protein of 891 amino acids.
AUGAUUAGUUAUUUUAGUUAUCAUAAUAUUGAUUCAUGUAAUCCCACAGUUAUAAGAGAUGAAGAUGACUUUAAUUUAUUUAUUGUUACUACCACUGUAUCUUUAUCUAAUUAUUAUCAACUAUCAUUAUCAACAAAUAAUUAUAUUAUUAGAAAUAACUAUAACUCAUCAAAUAUUCAUAGAGUAUAUACAUAUCCUAAUCAAUGGUUAAAAUAUGAAUCAUCAAAUCAAAUAACAUUCAAUAUUUAUAGAAAGAAAGAACCAUAUCAAAGAAUUGAAUUUAGUUUAACAAUUGAACAAUCAAAUGAAGGAACAACAUUAAUUAAAGAAGUAGAAAAUAAUGAUAAAUCAAUUUCAACACUAAUUAUUUCUUCUUCAAAACCAUUAACUAAUUUAAAUGAUAUAAAAUUUUCAGAAACAACAUUAACAACAAAGAAAAGUCAAAUAAUGAUUAUUGGAAUGAAAGGAAUAACAUUAGAUAGUAUUGGAUAUAAGAAUUGUAAUAUGAUGAUUUAUAAAGAAAAAACAAAAGAAUAUAUUCAAUGUGAAAAAGGAUAUUAUUUAAAUUCAAAUAAAGAAUGUCAAUAUGAUUCACAUUGUAAUAAAAUAAAUAACCAAAAUCAUUGUAUUGAAUGUGAAUAUGGAUAUUAUCUUAAUUUAAAUACAAAAACAUGUGAAGAAUUCAAAAAUGGAUGUAAAAUUGGAAAUGAAACAUAUUGUUAUCAAUGUAAAGAAGAAUUUAUUAAAGAAAAUGGAGAAUGUAAAGAAAUUGAUAAUAAAUGUAAUAAAUCAGAAAGAAAUUAUUGUUUAAAAUGUUCAAAUGGAUAUAAAAUACAAAAUAAUCAAUGUAAUGGAGAUAAAGAAGAUCAAUGUUAUUAUGAAGGAAAUAAAUGUGUAUCAUGUUCAAAUAAAUAUACAUUAAAUAAUGGAAAAUGUUCAAAUAAAGAAAAGAAUCAAAAUGGAAAGAAUGAAGAAAUAUAUUGUGAAAAUGGAAAAUACAUUAAUAAUAAUAAAUGUAUAGAAUGUUCAAAAUCAGAAAUAUGUCAAACAAAUGAUAUUGAAAUAAAAUGUAAAUAUGAAGAAUAUUUAGAUAAUAAUAAAUGUAUAAAUAAAACAUGUGAAGAAGAAAAGAUAAAAAAUCAAAAUGGAAAAUGUAAUAAUAAUAUUUCAUAUUGUUUAAAUAAAUCAUAUGUUAAUGGAAAAUGUGUUGAAUGUUCAAAUACAUAUUCACCUAAUUUGAACGGAGAAUGUAUUAAUACAAAAAUAGAAUAUUGUGAAGAACAAAAUGGAUAUGGAUGUAAAAGAUGUGAAGAAGGAUAUUAUUUAACAAGAGACAUGAAAUGUUUAAAAUGUGAUGAUAAAUGUGAAACAUGUUAUGGAACACCUACAUAUUGUAUGAGUUGUUCUAAUGAUAAAUAUUUAAGAAAUGAUAAAACAUGUCAAUCAAAUGAAGAAUUAAAUGGAACAUGUUUACGAAUAUUAGCAGAUGGAAGUGGAUGUGGAAUAUGUAAGAAUGGAUAUUAUAGAAAUGGGAAAGGAUGUUCAAAAUGUGAAAAAGAAUGUUUAACAUGUAAUCAAAAAGAUAAAUGUAUAAAAUGUGGAGAAGGAUAUUUUAUGAGUUCAACAGGAAUAUGUAAAUCAACAACAACAAUUAAAGGAUGUAAAGGAGAAAUAGAUAAAGAAUAUGGAUUAAAUAAAGAAAUCAGAGAAUUAAUAUGUAUUGGAAAUGAAAAGAAAGAAAAAAAGAAAAUACAAAUAAGUAGUAAAGAAGAAAAUGAAAAAUAUUCAAUUAGAACAAACCCAAAUAUUAUUACAAUUGAAGGAGGAUAUGCAUGCGAAUUUGAAAUAUUCAUUACAAUCAAAUGUACUACUAAAAUUAAAGAACAAAUAAUGAUAAUUAGUAAAACACUUAAUAAAACACAAGAAGAAAUAAUUAAAAGUAUUUCAAUUAAAGGAGAAACACAAAUAUCAACACGACUUGAUCCGGAUGAAAUAAAAGAAGAACAUAAAAUAGGAGAAGGAUCAUUUGGAAUUGUAUAUAUCGGAGAAUUUAGAGGGAAUCAAGUAGCAAUUAAGAAAAUGAAACAAAUUGAUAAAGACGAAGAUAAAAUGAAAGAAUUUGAGAAAGAAGUAAUGAUGUUAGAUAAAUUUAGAAGUGAAUAUAUCAUUCAUUUUUAUGGAGCAGUAUUUAUUCCUAAUAAAAUAUGUAUGGUAACAGAAUAUGCAAAAUAUGGAUCAAUACAAGAUUUAAUUAAUAAAAGAACAAACACGGAAAUACCAAAUAAAAUAAGAAUUAAAUUCAUGAUAGAUGGAGCAAAAGGAAUUUCAUAUCUUCAUUCAAAUGGAAUACUACAUCGAGAUAUUAAACCAGAUAAUUUUCAUGUUGUAUCAAUUGAUGAUAAUAUUGGAAUUAAUUGUAAAUUAACAGAUUUUGGAAGUUCAAGAAACAUUAAUAUGAUGAUGACAAAUAUGACAUUCACAAAAGGGAUAGGAUCACCAAAAUACAUGGCACCAGAAAUAUUAAAUCGAGAACAUUACAAAAUGGAAUCAGAUAUAUAUUCAUAUUCAAUAACAAUGUUACAAAUCAUUACAUGGAAAGAUCCAUUUCCUAAAGAAAUAUACAAUUUUCCAUGGGAUAUUGCAGAUUCAAUCACAACAGUAAAAGGCCACCAAUAA